AUCUGUAAACUACUUCCUUCUUCGGGUGUGCAUAUAUACCGAGAGGUACGCGACACGUUGAUCGCUGCGCUCUGCUGCUCUGUAUGCGUGUGUGCUUUGUGAAACACAUCUUAACAUAGUUCCAUCACGAUGAAAGGGCCAGGUCUGAGUAGCUGUCUGUCCGUGUUUCUGUGUCUCGCUGUCUGUCUGCAGUUUGUCUGUACUGAUGGUACCCAGCCUGUUGACGCCCCGCUGUCCCGACAAAAGAGGUUUGACUUUGACUUCGACAAAAUAUUGCAGGGUUUGAAAGCGGCCGGCACCUUUGUAAAGACAGCCACCAACCUUCUUGGCCAAGGGAAUUCAACGUUUGGAAAGUUUAUUAACAGGCUUCCCUUCUUGGAUCUGCCCGAUGCCAAAAUGAUUUUAGGCCGAUUUGAGGACAUGAUGACGAAGGAUGACAUGACGCCGGUUCAGAAGGACCUCGCCCACCGCUUAAUGGACGCCAUGAAUCAUUCAAUCUCGAUAAAGGAGCAAUUCCAAGAAAACAGCGGUCAGAAACAGUUCGAUGUGUUUACUGUGCUGGCGGGGCUAAGGACUGCUGGAACUGCGGCGAAGACCAUCACAAACGUCCUUGGCUUCGGGGACUCAGCUUUCGGAAGGUUCAUCAACCAGGUGCCUUUUUUGGACGUCCCAGAUGCCAAGAACGUCCUGGGACAUGUGGAGAACAUGAUGAAGACCGAGGAAAUGACCCAAGUCAAUAUGGAUCGCGCCCAUCAGCUGAGUGAGGCGCUGAACUACUCCAUCCAGGCGAAGGAGCAAUUAGAGGGUAACAGUGGUGAGAAACAGUCAGAUUUGUUGGGUGUGCUGGCGGGGCUAAGGACUGCUGGAACUGUAGCUAAGACAGUCACAAACGCACUUGGCUUCAGGAAGUCAGCUUUCGGAAGGUUCAUCAACCAGGUGCCUUUCUUGGACCUCCCAGAUGCCAAGAACGUCCUUGAACACGUGGAGAACAUGAUGAAGACUGAAGAAAUGACCCAAGUCAAGAUGGAUCGCGCCCAUAUGCUGAUGGAGGUGCUGGAGUACUCCGUCCAGGUGAAGGAGCAAUUAGAGGGGAACAGUGGUUCGUCAACGUUGUUGCUGUCAUCGACGUUGAUGAUGUUGCCAGUCAUGUGUGCUGUGGGGUUUACAAUGUAAAUGUGUUUACAAACAUGUUGCCAGGGACGGGAGGCUAAGCAUCAAUUUUUCUUUGAAACAUUAUUUGGACUUCAUAUAUCGUUUAUAUAUCUAGAAUCAUACUCGUAUUCAUUAUGCGCUGUUCGAACAAGAGGACCUCCUCCCGAUAACGUACACAGGGAGAACUACAGUCCUGUGUUUGUGGAACAAUGAGGACGGGGCAAAGGAGUUGUGCCCUUUACUUGUACCAGGAUCUGCUUCUCGAUUCACAGAAGAGGUUCUGUUGUCAUUUUGUUAUACCUUGUUGUAAAAUACAUAAUGCCAUUACUAGGAAUGUGUAAUCCCUAAUAAAUGUAUAACAUAUGUUACACUUGUAAAAGUCGCAGUGGACACGCUCUUAACUGAAAUAAAACUUUGUAAAAUGUUA
Messenger RNA from Haliotis rubra (blacklip abalone), 1579 nucleotides. RefSeq lists its product as uncharacterized. The coding region runs from base 130 to 1173 and encodes 347 amino acids. Lineage: Eukaryota; Metazoa; Mollusca; Gastropoda; Lepetellida; Haliotidae. The transcript has 5 exons. The record is from RefSeq and is a predicted model, not a curated record.